Molecule: messenger RNA, 729 nt
Organism: Macaca mulatta (Rhesus monkey)
Lineage: Eukaryota; Metazoa; Chordata; Mammalia; Primates; Cercopithecidae
Source: RefSeq, a predicted model, not a curated record
GUCUGUCCUUCGGUCCCAGUCAGCGUGCCAGAUUCCGGGGCAGGAGAUGCUCGGCGACCUAUCCCCAACCCCUCCCAUCUUCCCCACCACGCGGCCGUUGGGUGCAGCGCGCGCAGCACCACGCGGGCAGGCGUCUAGGAGCAGGGAGCGUGCGCGCCUCCUGCCCGCCCGCAGGCCGCAAGAUUCCGGAGGAGUGGGAAUAGCUUUGCGAAAAAUGGGCGCAAUGGCCAAGCCAGACUGUAUCAUCACUUGUGAUGGCAAAAACCUCACCAUAAAAACUGAGAGCACUUUGAAAACAACACAGUUUUCUUGUACCCUGGGAGAGAAAUUUGAAGAAACCACAGCUGAUGGCAGAAAAACUCAGACUGUCUGCAGCUUUACAGAUGGUGCAUUGGUUCAGCAUCAGGAGUGGGAUGGGAAGGAAAGCACAAUAACAAGAAAAUUGAAAGAUGGGAAAUUAGUGGUGGACUGUGUCAUGAACAAUGUCACCUGUACUCGGAUCUAUGAAAAAGUAGAAUAAAAAUUCCAUCAUCACUUUGGACAGGAAUUAACUAAGAGAAUGACCAAGCUCAGUUCAAUGAGCAAAUCUCCAUACUGUUUCUUUUUUUUUUUUUUCAUUACUGUGUUCAAUUAUCUUUAUCACAAACAUUUUACGUGUAGCUGUUUCAAAGUGUGUUGGAUUAAUUAGGAUCAUCCCUUGGUUAAUAAAGAAAUGUGUUUGUGCUAAUA